Athalia rosae (coleseed sawfly) is the source of this 2371-nucleotide messenger RNA. RefSeq names its product GA-binding protein subunit beta-2 (gene Atac3). NCBI's taxonomy places the organism in Eukaryota, Metazoa, Arthropoda, Insecta, Hymenoptera, Athaliidae. Gene Ontology annotation, molecular function: protein binding; transcription cis-regulatory region binding. The transcript is spliced from 8 exons. The record is from RefSeq and is a predicted model, not a curated record. Gene Ontology annotation, biological process: positive regulation of transcription by RNA polymerase II. Gene Ontology annotation, cellular component: nucleus. Bases 561 to 2126 code for a protein of 521 amino acids.
AUCGUUGAGAUUAAUAAUUAAAAAAAUUGCAACUCAUGAAAUAUCUCAAGAAUCCCCGCGAAAUGAUCGCCAUGUCAUCAAAAGCGUGACACGAAAUUAAAUCAAGAAGGCUGUGAAAAGUAAGAAUCCCAAUAAACCGCGUGUGCUUGCGAGAAAAGUGUCGUAAAAUCGGCUAAAAAGUGAUAAUAAUGUGUUCUCUGGCCUAUGACACGGGACUUCCGUUUAAUGGACAGGAACAGGAAGUUCAUCUCGGUCUGAGAUGGCAAAAUAAAAACAUCCUGUACAGAAGAAAUUUUCGAAAAAUAAACGCUACUAUAUUUUGGGGUUAUAACCAAAUAUGUUAUCCUCAGUAAUUUGACCAGUAUAGCAUCGGUUCCAUCUCCGAACCCCGGUUAUUAGUGUCGAAUAUCUCAAGGGCGUCACGACAGUGUCUCAACUACAGAAAUGGAUCUUCAACAGAGAACAUUACAUUCCUGUAACAAUUUGGAAUUACUUUCAACAGCAUUGAAUUGUUUCUUUCUAGGGCUUGGGGUAUCAUCCAUUAACACAAAGACACAAUCAUGCAAGCCGAAACUAUAUGUGGCAAUGACAUCGAAGGACUUGAUGCAGAUACACUCAUCCCAGUGGAAAUUUUACCAUGUGAUGUUAAUCAGCGAACAAGAUCACAGGAUGCAUUGUCGAUAGUUGAGUUGGGGAAACAACUAUUGAUUAGUGCUAGAAAUGGAGAAACAGAAACAGUUCGUGACCUCAUGUGCAGAGGUGCACCUUUUACGACUGAUUGGCUUGGUACAAGUGCCUUGCAUUUGGCUGCACAAAAUAAUCACACCGAAACAGCAGAAGUCCUACUUAGAGCUGGAAUCUCUAGAGAUGCGCGGACAAAGGUUGAUCGAACACCACUUCACAUGGCUGCCUAUGAGGGACAUCAUCAAAUGGCACAGCUACUACUUAACUACGGAGCUGACGUUGAUAGCAGGGAUAUGUUGAGAAUGACACCUCUGCACUGGGCAGUUGAACGAGAACAUUUGGAAGUAAUGCAAGUAUUGCUGGAACAUGGGGCUGAUGCAAAUGCAACGAGUAAAUUUGACAAAACACCGAUUAGCUUGGCACUGGAACAUAACAGGCUUGAUUUAGUGGAUGUAUUACAACAGGAGCGAGAAAUACUGGCAGAUAAUCCACAGCACCAGAGUCAGGCUUGUUCAGCUGAGCUAGAAGUUGCCACGCACAGCCUUAUGCAGCUAGAAGCAGAACGAGAGCAAGAACAACAGCAGCUUGAACUCCAGCUACAACAACAGCAACAAAAACGUAAAUUUCAAUCAGGACAAGCCGGUAAGAAACAAAGGAUGAUAUUCCAGCAAAUUCGAGUCCCUUCAGCUAGCGACGAAGAUCAAGAACGGGAAAUAGAAGGUAUGGAAGAUAAUGAGAGUAGGAGUCAGGAAGAUGAAGAGGUUGAAGAAGAAUCUGAAGUUAUCAGUGAAGUUGAACAACCUCUUCGAUUACUUCAGGCUCAUGGUAUCACCAUGAUACCAGUGGACAAUGAUACUACAAUUGUAGAAAACGCCAUGGAAAGUGGGCAGACUGUCGUCCUCACUGAAGCUGGUAAAUUGGCAUUGAAUUUGACACGAGCACAACAUAUGGGAAUGAAGCGGUUGCACGUUGCUGGUAGAAGAGGGUCAUCGAGAAAAGUUAUAGCUAUUCGUGCUGAUCAAAUAUUGGGACAAACAAAUUCUAGCCUCACACCUCGAGGUCCUAACAUACUGAAAAGAACUAUGGAUAAUAAAGCUGGGAAAUUAUUCUUUGCUUCUCUCGCCAAUAACACAUCUUCUGUACCAGCAUUGAGCCAAGUGAAGAACAUUCCAGCGCCUAAGCGUAAAAUAAUGACACCCAUAAAGACCAUAGAGCCAGGAAUCUUGCAAUUCGAUGACGACAUAGAGGAAGUUACCGAAGAGGAUAAUUCCGAGGAUAUGAACGUUGAACAGGUCAUGGAUAUAGCCAUGUUGAACAAACAGCUAGCUGAGGCUCGUCGACAAGCUGCCGAAUACCGCAAGCAAUUAAUAAAGAAGGAAGAAGAGGCAGAAAAAUAUAAACAACAAUUGAAAUCCAUCACUGCUCAAUCUACGACUAAAUAAUUCGACAAAUUUCUUGUAAACAUCAAAUACACUUCGAAUAAUUUCAAUCGAUUAUCCAGAAUGUAUAGAAAUCACCGACACCACGAUUUGUAUGAAUUUAUGCCCGAACAUGUAUGCAAUGCAUGUGACGAGAAAAAUACCCUGAGAUUUUCGAGUGUACACUACUCAAAGUGUGUUAUAGAUUAUGAUAUUUUUUAUUUCUGUAAAAAUUGGUACAUGUAAUAAAAAACUAAUUUCAUACUAAA